AUGGCCACUGCUCUUCUACCAAAUGAUGAUUUUUACAAAAGUACUAAUGUUAAGUCUCUGGAAAUAUUCUCUCUUAUUUGGCUCGAUGCAAAUGUAGAUGUUAAAGGCACUCGAGACACAGAAGUAAAACUACGUUCUAUUAUUAAUCAUAUCAAGAAAUUUCAAGAUAUAAACGAAUGUCAAAAAUAUAUUCAACAAACAUCACAAAAAGAUCGAUUAGUAAUUAUUGUUAGUGGUCGAUUGGGAAGAGAAAUAGUCUCUUCAAUUUAUAAACUUCGACAAGUUAUAUCAAUUUAUGUUUAUUGUACAGAUAAGAAAACCAAUGAAAACUGGGCUUCAAAAUUUUCAAAAGUGAAAGCUGUUGUCGUUGACCUUGAUGAACUCAUUAUUCAAAUCAAAGAAAAUCACAAAAUCCAAAAAAAGCUCGAAGAACCAUUAUUAUAUAAAAUUUAUACAACAAGUGCUAGUGCAGGUCAAUCAACAAUGAACGUUGAUGGACAAUUUGUUUUUUCUCAAGUUCUUAUCGAUUGUCUUUUACGAUUGAAAUCUAAUGAAACAGACAGAACUGAACUGUUUGAUUCUUGUAAAAAUCAAUAUGAAGAUAACCACACAGAACUAAAUAAUCUGCAUGAAUUUAAAAAGGAUUAUUUACCUAACAAAGUCUUAUGGUGGUACACAAAAGAAACAUUCUUCUAUAAAACUCUUAAUGCUGUAUUGCGUGCACAAGACAUUCAUAUGAUUUUUUUAUUUCGUGAAUUCAUUUCUGAUAUUUGUCAACAAUUACAAAAAUAUCAAUCUAACAAUUCGCUAAGAGUUUAUCGAAGUCAAAUGAUGGCAACUGAUGAACUUGAAAUGCUAAAACAAAACAUUGGCCAACUUAUUUCUAUUAAUUCAUUUUUUUCCACUAGUACUGACUAUUCGAAAGCCGUCUCAUUUCUUAAUUUUUCUGAUGCUUCAGAAGGUUUAGAACGAGUAUUAUUUGAAAUAUAUGCUGAUCCAAAGAUGGCCACUACAAAACCGUUUGCUGAUAUUAGCCGACAUAGUUAUUAUCCUGAUGAAUCAGAAGCGCUCUUUAUGAUUGGCUCCAUCUUUCGUCUUAAAAGUAUUAAUCGUAAUGAUAAACAAAUUUGGAUCAUUGAAAUAACUUUAUGCAGUGAUGAUGAAUAUGAUUUAAAACAAGUUCUUAUGUAUAUGAAACAACAAAUUGGAAGUGGAGAAACAAAUCUUCGAACAUUAGGAAAAGUAUUAUGGAAAAUGGGUAAACUUGAUUUAGCUGGAAAAUAUUUUAAUCGUUUAUUAAAUGAACUUCAACCAAAUGAUCCUUUAUUAAGCAUAUUAUAUGAAGAUCUUGGUGCACUUAGGUCAAAAGUUGGAAAACGGAUUUCAUGGACGCGAUGGAAAAAAGCUCAAUGGUGUGUUUUAGUAGCUAUUAAACUCAGAAAUAAAAUUCUUUAUCGACGUCAGGCUUUCAUUAUUAUUCAAAGUCAUAUUCGUAUGUAUUUGGUUUAUAAACGUUAUGCAUCACGAAUUCAGGGUUUAAUAAAAGUUAAAGCAUUAUAUGAACAAUUUGCUGCAAUAGAGAAAAUUGUUAGACAAGUAAAAUUUAAUAAAGAAAUGUGCAAACAAGUUGAACAACUAAGACAACAAAUUCAUAAAUUAAUUACUGAAGUUACAAAUACAUCAAUAACUUCAACACAAAUUGAAAAUGCAUGUAGUGACCUAGGUGCAUCCAUUGAUCGUGCAUUUCGUAGAUCAAAACAAGUUCUUGUUGAACAAGAAAUAGAAAAAGAAGAACGUUUAAAAAGAAUUCAAAUGGAACUCGAACGUGAAAAAAAUAAAGAACUUGCUAUAGAAAUGAGAAAACCUUUCGAACAAGAAAAAGAAGAAUUUCGACAAAGUUCAGCUAUUGCUCAAGAUCAAAAAGAAGGACAGUUUAAAAGCAAAUUAACUGCGGAAGAAACAAAACAGCAAAAAGAACGUCAAGCAAAAGAAUGCGAUAAGGAAGCUCGUUUAACUAAAAUAAAUGAACGUGAACGUCGUGAUCAUGAUUUAGCACGACAUAUUGCUUUAGAAACAGGUAGUGAAGCUGAUUUACCAUGCCCCCAUCGAUCACGUCGUCCUGUUAUUAAGCAAGAAUAUGAUUUAACUAAACAUUCAUAUGCUGAAUUACGUGAUAUACUUAAUAAAUCUUGUGAUCUGGAAUUGCUUGAUGCAUGUAGGGAAGAAUUUCAUAAACGUUUAAAAGUUUAUCAUGCAUGGAAAGUAAAAAAUCGAAGAGCAAAGAAAUCAUCAGCUUUAGAUGAAAAAUUAGAUGAAGUUGAUGAACAACGAGCUCCACAGGAUUUUUUAAAUAAUGAAAUCAGUGAUCCAAUAUCAAUGAAUCGUGGUGCGUCAGCAUCUGAUGAAGCAAUUCAAGAAGGUAAACUAUCAACAAUAGCAUUUCUUAAUUCAAGUAAAGAUACCGAUGUUAAAGGAUCUGAACAACGUUAUUUUUGUAUACCAUUUGUUCGUUCUAAUGAUCAAAAUCGAGAUACAGAUAAUGAGCAAAAAAAGGAAGGAUGGUGGUAUGCACAUUUUGAAGGUAAAUGGAUUGUUCGUCAAAUGGAAAUUCAUCCAGAUAGAAAAGCUGUCCUUCUUGUUGCAGGUGUUGAUGAUACGAAUAUGUGUAAAUUAAGUUUAGAUGAAAUAUGUUUAACAUCCAGAAAAGGUGCAGAAAUUCUUGAAAGUGAUUUUGAACAAAAAUGGCUUGAACUUGAUGGAAAACAAUAUUUAGAAUCAAGUUUUGAACGAAUUCGUUCGAAAUAUGUUGUUCAGCUACUUCAGAAGUACCGUUAA
Adineta steineri is the source of this 2835-nucleotide messenger RNA. The record is from the annotation of a GenBank genome assembly. NCBI's taxonomy places the organism in Eukaryota, Metazoa, Rotifera, Eurotatoria, Adinetida, Adinetidae.